AUGAAGCUCAUCGACCUCUUCGUAACGCUCUGCCAUCUUCUUCUUGUUACUGAAGCCGUUCCAGUGGAAAUAGAAGAGCGAUGCGAUACGCCCCCAUGCCACCGAAACAGACUGGAGGUUAGGGGUAGAACUGAAUGCGACCUCCCGUCAAAGUACACUGUCGAAUGGUUCAUCGAGAAUGCGAUAGAGCGGCCUGAGCCAAUGUCAUGCCUCUUUUACACACGCGGCUUAAGCAAGGUAGCGCGCCGCUAUGCGAAGUCGAGACCUAAAGAAGAAGGGCCUCCUUUGACAACGAUAUGGGAUGUCUGGCCCAGGCAGUACUAUAGCAAAAGAAUAACAAACACCAACCCCCUACGAUGCAUCAUGCAAGACAAGAAAAAGCAGACGCAAUAUUACACUCACAUGUCGAAAGCCUUCGCCUCGAUGUGCCAUGUUUUUGCGACUGUCAUGGACAAAAGCAUUGGGCUCGACGCCGCGACGGUAAACGACGUUAACCAGAAUGGCCUCUGGUUCCACGCUGAGUUUCCAACCUUACAACGGCUCAAGCAAGUUACCAUGAUCGAAGCAAUAUCAGAAGACGGAGGAAAGAGGUUUACAUACUGGACCAGCUUAAAUAUGUUUGCGACCAGUGCGCAACAUGAAGACGUUGUUGACGAUUCGCCAAAACGCGCGGACACGUUAGAUUUCGACUGGGAUCAGUCCACAGCUGAUGACAUAUUUGUCGAAGAAUGGGAUGUAGAUCCGUAG
Alternaria burnsii is the source of this 747-nucleotide messenger RNA. RefSeq lists its product as uncharacterized. The coding region runs from base 1 to 747 and encodes 248 amino acids. The record is from RefSeq and is a predicted model, not a curated record. The transcript is spliced from 2 exons. NCBI's taxonomy places the organism in Eukaryota, Fungi, Ascomycota, Dothideomycetes, Pleosporales, Pleosporaceae.